Messenger RNA from Pseudocercospora fijiensis CIRAD86, 4569 nucleotides. RefSeq lists its product as uncharacterized. Bases 1 to 4569 code for a protein of 1522 amino acids. NCBI's taxonomy places the organism in Eukaryota, Fungi, Ascomycota, Dothideomycetes, Mycosphaerellales, Mycosphaerellaceae. The record is from RefSeq and is a predicted model, not a curated record. The transcript is spliced from 40 exons.
AUGCAAGCAGAGGAAACUGCUUUCCUCUUUCCCCCCCUGCUGUCGCCCGACGUUUCGCUGCCUUCAGGCGCACCCGGCUCGUUCUUCGGUCGAAUGGGUCGCGGAGGCAUCAAGAAAAUGGACCGCGGGUGGUCGCUCAAGGUAAGUUCAUGGGACAGAAAAAAGCAGGCAGGAACUGUGCCACUGCUUACGAUACUGGAAAGUUCGAAGCCAUUCAUUCAUUGGUCUGGGCUGGGGCAGCGCCAUACUUGUUCCUUCUAUCGUGGCCGCCACACGGGCAUCGCAGCACGCUUGGCAUAUGAUCCACUGCACAAGGCUCUGACGGUCGAGCUUAAUUCUCGGCUGCCACGGCACGCGGCUUGGAUCACCCCCUUCCGCCAUCUUGCUCAAUUAGGGCGUAUAAGUGAAGGGCAUCCUCUGAUGGUCUUGGCUAUGCUCCCGCCGGAUGAUCAUGCAGCAAUGAUUUCCGCCUGCUGUACGACCCAUCCCCCACACUCUGCUGUCGGCGAACUGCCACAACCCGGAAACGAGGUCCAGGUCAGCAUCAUAGUGACGGGAUACAACACAUUCCUAUGCCUCUUGUCGUCCGGAUAUCUGUGCUUGGCAACUGUCCACGCCGAGGCAGAACGCCGACUCUCUCCCAUCCCACCAGACCCAUUAACCUUUCGGAUUCUGCACUUCCGACCGCCCUUUACAAAUACUGCGGCGAAUACAAAUAAUCGCCACAUGCCGAACAGCUACCCUGGCAUGCCCAGCAUGACCAAUGAUUAUGCCGCUUGGAUGCAGCCAGCCUGGAGACGACAAGUUUACGUCAAGCUUUUCCUUCUAGAAAACGGCAAGGCGCCAUCCUUUUUCCACAUUCGGCCAAGUACUAACGACUUUGGUCCCUGCAAAUGGGCCUUGGAGUGGAGCCAGCGCUGGCUGGUAUCUCGCUGGCAGCAACGCCUACCCCCUGAAGACAUUCUCUCUGCAUUUGUCCCGCACUGGCAAUAUAUGUAUUUGCUUGGCGGACUGCCAUUGACUUUGUCAGACCCAGACUUGGGCCAACAUCUGGGGUUUAAGGUUCAACCUUCUCAAAGCAUACCAUCAUCAUUCUCACCUCAGCCAAGCCAAGGACUUUCAGGCACAAGAUACACAUCGUGCCUCGACCACGAUAGUGUCACUUGCAACUUCAUGCCACCUCAGUCUCGGCCUAAGCUGCAAAGUCCGAAAUGCCUUGGAGUACGCAACGUAGAUCAUGCCAUGACGACAGCUGUGCAGGAGUACUGCACAUGCUUGUUCAGCUUCGGCAUGUUGGCGGGAGGUCCAGAACGCUCUAUCCGAAAGGAAUCUUCAGCGAUCAGAAUGCCAGCUGCAACUGGUGCAGUGUUAUCAUGCACCGCCACGAUUCAAAAUAAGCCUGCGAACCUACUAGAAUUUGGCUUCGUCUCCGCGUUGCGUUGCGAAACCUGGGAGAGGCUAAUAACGCCAAGUACACUGGGCAUCCUGGUCGUUCUCUGCAUCCCGAAAACAACCACACGUCACACCAGGUUGACGGGCCAUCGAUUCUUUAUUGAAGCUGAUCUCCACACGAUAUUGGUCCAGGUCGUUGCCAGCAAACGCAUACCCCGUCGCCUAAUUCAAGUACCGUGCCGAUACUCGAGUCCCACUCUCGCUACUCUGUUGCCACUCUCUGAAUCAUACAACCAUGCGAUAUCACGACCCUCGGCUGCCAUUACCAACAGAAUGCUAUCGAAUAGUUCUCUCUUCGAGAAGCUUCGAUGCUCCGCACCAAUGUACAUAUACGACCAGGAUUCAAGUUGGUGCUCCUACCUCAGAGCCAGCCUAGGACGUGGGAGAAAUAUACAGGUGGCCUUCUCACUGACUCAUAGUUCUAUGCGGAUCGAUGCUCUGAGAGCGCCCUUGCAUCGUCUCGACUCAGCCUCGGUGCCCAACGCUCAUGUUUUCGGCUACAUAAUGGCGAAGAUGAACAGCGGAGCGAGGCCAAGUGUCAUUGUUGCUCAAGAAUUAUGCUGUGUUGAGAUUGUCAGAAUAGGAACCUUCGCUGCGCUACAAGUGCCAAGACGAGCGAAAAUGAUCGAUAUCCAUCAUCAUGAAGUAGGAACGUGGCCCACUGCUGCUCCGGCCAAGCAAAGCCUACAGAAUCUCAGCAAACGAUCGCCUUCUGUGCUCGCAAUAAGCCGUCUUCCUUGCAAUACUAUGAUACAUUAUGAUAUACACCCCAUUCGGGCACCACGAUAUGUUCUCGAGUACGCCAAGAAAUGGAGAAACUCAUAUGUAGCGAUGCAGAACGCAUUGCGUUUCGGAGACGCAUACAUGUGUCUACGUAUGCCCAGCAAUCCUACCAAGCUCCGUCCCGCUUGUGGAUUAAACGGGCGCUCAUGGCUUGCAUCAACUCCACUUGACUGCUCCCGCGAGGAACAUGCAAAGAAGAACUCUGCCACGGCGCAGGAAACCUUCACAGAACAUGCAGCCUUGGAUCCUCCGCUUGGACCAGCGCAACACACGUGGCAUCCGAACUUCAAACUCUUCCCCCUCCACAACCACUAUCUGCAGACUUCAUCUUAUGGUCCGGCUGCCACCCAGAUUGCCAGCCACGAAACAGACGCUCGGAGUGUUGCGGAAGUGAACAAUCUGGUGUCAUCUCGGCGGUAUACCAACUUGACAGUCUACUGCACACUCAUUCACUUUGUUGACUCCACCUCCACUGCGUCGGGCAGCGAUUUGAAAAAAAAAACCCCUCCAAAAUGGGCAUUAUUGCUCGAGAAUAGCAAAUUAUUUAGAGUUCCAUCCAGGCAUUACGGUACCAUUCUGUCCGCUUCGAGGAACGCUUACUAUCAUCAACUGCGGGACACUAACUCCAAAAUUGCACCAUGCAUGAUUUGUACUGAUGCUGCCACUACUGGAGAGGAUUGCCAUAGACGUCAGCAUACAAAUGAUGGCUUGCAUCAUGCACGGGCAAUCGCACCAUCUCGUAGAUCGACUGGGUAUUCCAUCUUCACCUUCCGGAGAAUCAGUCCUGAUCUGGACUUGUAUAUCGAAUGGGAAACGGCAACCCGCUGCAGCGCUUGCAAACGUGCUCCUUUUGGCCAUCGCAUCGUGCCCAAACUACUCUUGUCUAACAUGGCAAACUUUGAGGGUAAAGCACAGCGAACCCUAAACAGGAUUCGUCGUGUGAAUUGUUACGCAUCGGCUAUGACCGAGCCUCAGCAAUCGUCGAUCGGAAGAAUGAACAAUGCAUCGCGGAAUGAUCGCGGUAGGGCACAAUAUCCACAUUCGUGGUGGUACAGUAAGGAAAAGUUUCCGCCUCAUGCCACUAUGGAGAGUGCAUACGCAACACGCAUCAUUCAGCUCAUAUCUCAUUUUGAGGCUCAUCAAGCUAUGAGUUCAGAGCUUGCUUGGCCGUCUGCCGGCUCAACCAUAUCGAAUAGCCCGCUUCCAUCCCCGAUGAUGGAUCUUGAAAUUAUGCCAUUUCCAACUGACGUCCCGGCUUUGCGGAAUGUCGUAGACCUUUUGCGCAUGGAGAUGAAGGCAGCGAAAGCUUCUUAUGUCACCGAUAACUAUUCUUCUUCUCGGGAAAGUCGUCAAAAUCAGGGUCGACGUCUCUAUCGUCUUCGAACAGCUCCGCCAGGUCUGAUGACUCAGAUUCGGAAGAUGUUGGGGAUUCUGACGCCGAAGGCCUUCGGACGCCAAUCGAUUCCCCAUUCCCACCGUGAUAGACCGUCUCGAGCCAAGGCGCCGUUGUUAGCGCCAAGAUCAAGAAAGAUGCUGGAGUCCGAGUUCAUGACGAUACAACGCACGCAGUUCCAGAUUGUGUACACUGGCUGCACGUUCUCGUCGGCCAUUCUUGAGCGUUUCGAAAAGUCGAUGGCACUAGGUGGCUCAGCAAUAUCGCGAAGGCUACUGGAGACGAUUGCGAGAGUACGGAGGUCGUCGUGGAGCUUUUCUCCAUUCGCGGCGAAUUACAAUGGAAGUCCUGAUGAUGAUGAGUCAGUGAGCAGGGAUGCGCGUUGCUUUCGCGCCUCCAACCGUGUCGUUCCUCCGCCCAGAAUCGAGGCUCACCUCACUCUGAACCGAGCUUCUUUUUUUCCUUCGGCCAUCAGCACGUUGAUAGCCACACACCAUCUGUCGUUGGAACGAACAAGAAGAGAGACUAGACUUGGCAACCAGAGAGGCAUAGCAUCCAUUCAACCGCACUGCUUUGCACUCUGGAAGUCAGGGCCUCUAGAUAUCAGGGAGAGACUGCUGCAGCACGUUCUAUCAUUUCCUUGUCAUCCGCCAAUGUUUCACGGCCCUGCUUUCCCGCUGCUCAGCACACUCAUUCGCCACCUUCCUGCGCCCUGGCCUGGUCUCAUGUCAAGCUGCACUGGCUCACAAGCUACCAAAAGAUCUAACAUGAGCCCAGAGGUCGUACUCAAGCGCAAAAAGGUCGAUCUUGUGAUUCUAUCACAAGAUACUCUAUCACAAGAUACAUGCUGCUACCACCGCGAAUCGAACGCGGACCUCGCACAAGAUGCUUUUGGCAAGCGCGAAUUGUACCAUUCAACCAUGGCAGCGACUUCUGAUUGA